Messenger RNA from Lucilia cuprina (Australian sheep blowfly), 1740 nucleotides. RefSeq lists its product as uncharacterized. The transcript has 2 exons. Bases 1 to 1740 code for a protein of 579 amino acids. The record is from RefSeq and is a predicted model, not a curated record. Lineage: Eukaryota; Metazoa; Arthropoda; Insecta; Diptera; Calliphoridae.
AUGUGCAACUCAAAUCGUUCAUUCAUUUUAUUUAUAUGCACUACAAUCACCAGUGGGCAUUUGUUUAACUAUGUUUCGAUUAAGGAAACAAAAGAUUUAAAUUUCUACAAGGAUCUACUAACAGAAAUCGGAAGACAACAAUCAUAUGAUGGUUUACUAAUAGUGCAACAUAUGCAGCCUCAAGAUGUUACACUACAAAUGAUCUAUAGUUUACAAAAACCCAAAAUUAUAAUAACUAAUCUUCAGGAUUUCUACUACAAGGGAGAAUAUAAUAGUGAUAUAUUGGCUGUAAUAAUCAUGGAGUUUUUGUUUCACCAGGAAUUGUGGCAACAUUUUGUAAACAUCUUGGCCUACAUGCGUCAAAUAAGAAUCUUAAUGAUUUUGGUAGAUAUUUCCAACAAAGAGGAAUUGCUGAGUGAGAUUCUGAAGGAAUGUGAAAAGUCUAAAACCACAAAUGUUAUUGUACAUUUUCUAAAUUCUACUUUGUCGGAACAGCCUUCUCGGAGUUAUUAUUUCUAUUUAUGGCCUUAUCCGAGAUAUCAUUUUCAAGCUAUAAACUUUACAGCAGCUAAAGAAUAUUAUCCCACCAAUUGGCGUAAUAUGAAAGGUAAAUCUAUAAUAACUCUACCCGAUCAGAAUAUACCACGUUCUUCGCUAUAUAAAGAUUCCAAAGGACAAUUGCAGAUAACAGGUUUUGCAUACAAAUUUGUUCAAACCUUUACCGAAUACUAUAAUGCCUCGUAUAAACUGCUGUAUCAGCCGAAAUUGGGUGAAAUUCUACAUUUUAGUACAUUGGAAAAUAUGACUAAACAUGGCAUAUUAGACAUGCCCAUGAGUGUGGCCCCAAUAGAUAGCAGCAGAAAACUAUUGCGUCUUUCAUAUCCCAUAGAAUUGACAAAAUGGAAGAUAAUGUUGCCAUGUGCCAAAAGAAUGAAAAUAAAUAAGGUUUAUGAGGAAUUGUUAAACGCUAAAUUAUUUUCGGUUGUAAUAAUAUUUACCAUAGCAUUUUCUCUUAUACACACCAUUAUAGAGAAAUUAUUCUAUAAUCAAAUGUUUUGGUUAAAUCUAUUGAUGAGUGAUAAAGUUAUACCCGGAGUAUUGGGUCAAUCGUUUAUUUUGAGAAAUUCCUAUUUAAUAAGUCUGCGCUUUGUAUAUGUCUUGAUAUUCGUAAUGGGUCUAUUUCUAAGCACUUUAAUAUCGGCUCAUUUACAAACCCUUAUAACAAGACCGCCUUUGCAUGGCGAAAUAAAUACUUUCGAAAAACUGCGACUAAGUGGUAGGAAAAUACUUAUGGAUAUAUUGGAUAUGAAAUAUGUAGAUGAUGAUGAUUAUGUGGUUUAUGGGAAAAUGAAAGGUACCAUUGAGUAUACCGAUAACACCACCAUGUACAAUCAUUAUCGUGGUAAGUUCAACACCUCUUAUGGUUAUACAGUGACAUCGGCUUUGUGGAGUAUCUUCGAUACAAUGCAAAUGAAUUAUGCUCAGAAAAUAUUUUGUUCUUCAGAAGAUAUGAAUAUAAAAGGUUUAAUACCCUUUGGUAUGCCUCUAGAGAAUAAUUCUCAAUACAAGGAACCCAUGGAUUAUUUGGUACAUAAAAUGCAUUCAGGUGGUUUGUUGCAUAUCUGGAAAUUGCAUGUUUUUAAUGAUUUAAUAAAGUUGAAAAAAAUCACUUUACGCGAUUCGAGCAAGAUUAAAACGUAUGCAGAUUUAACGGAAUAUGAUUUGCUAUUGAAAUUCUGA